AAGUCUCAAAGUUUGGAAAGCAGAGCAGUGAGAUGUUCUGAAGGGAACAGACAGUGGGAGGUUCUGCCUGAGAGCUCCCCUGAGGUUUUCCAGCUGACCAGCCAGCCACAAUACACAGACCUGGCCUGUAAGAACUGAGUCACCAGCAUCAUGCUCCUACAGCUCAGUACCAAGGGGACUUUUGAGACCUUCCCCCCAAAGGUCACUGAUCUCCCUCCAAAAGAGAGAGCCGUAUACACUUACCUAAAAGAAGAUAAACUGAAGAAUGGUCUACAAAAGGAAGCCACAGUUCUUGGGACUAUCCAAAUCCUGUGUUGCUUGAUGAGUUCAAGUUUGGGGGCCAUUUUGGUUUCAACUUCCUACUCCUCCCACUUCGACCCAGAAUUUUUUACCACUCUGAUGACUGGAUACCCAUUUGUAGGAGCCCUGUGUUUUGCUGUUAGCGGAUUACUGUCAAUUAUCUCUGGAAAAAUAUCAGCCAAGCCCUUUGCCAUGAGCAGUCUUACUUCAAGUGCAGUGAGUUCUGCUGUUGCUGGAGCAGGCUUCUUCUUCCUUGCUUGCACUCUGGUAGCCCUGGGGACUACUCCUCGAAACUGUAGUUCAGAAAAGGAGGAUCUAUCUUCCUUGCCUUAUUUGGAGUACUACUAUUCAAUAUAUGAAGACAAGGACUGUCUCCGGGCUGGUGUCAGUAUAACAGGCAUUCUAGUGGUGAUGCUUGUCUUCACAGUGCUGGAGAUUUUGCUAGCUGUAUAUUCUUUUAUCUUUUGGUGGGAACAGGUCUACUCCAACAGCCCUAAGAGUGCGUUUUUCUUGCACCAGUCACAAGAUCAUGCCCAACAUGUCAAAAAGAGUUCUCCAAAGUCAUGGAUAUGAGCUAUUGUUGGCACCAGUGGAAAAAGAAGAAGCCCCAAUUCUCAUGGCAAAGUGUAAUUAGACUUUCCUAAAAUUUAUGCCAUU
Molecule: messenger RNA, 957 nt
Organism: Castor canadensis (American beaver)
Lineage: Eukaryota; Metazoa; Chordata; Mammalia; Rodentia; Castoridae
Gene: Ms4a7
Product: membrane spanning 4-domains A7
Biological process (GO): cell surface receptor signaling pathway
Cellular component (GO): trans-Golgi network; plasma membrane
Source: RefSeq, a predicted model, not a curated record